Messenger RNA from Annulohypoxylon truncatum, 2367 nucleotides. Its product is annotated as PLP-dependent transferase. Gene Ontology annotation, biological process: biosynthetic process. Bases 592 to 2154 code for a protein of 520 amino acids. The transcript has 2 exons. The record is from RefSeq and is a predicted model, not a curated record. NCBI's taxonomy places the organism in Eukaryota, Fungi, Ascomycota, Sordariomycetes, Xylariales, Hypoxylaceae. Gene Ontology annotation, molecular function: L-2-aminoadipate:2-oxoglutarate transaminase activity; pyridoxal phosphate binding.
UUUACAAAUCGACUAGUUAGUUCCAAGUGCCCGCGCGAUCAUUAAUAAUCCGCUCACUGGUUCAUUUAACUCAAAAAAUAGAACAAGCACGACCUGCUCAAUUCGAAUUGACUGAUCAGUUGUGCAGGCCAGGCUUGUUCUAUGCAAGAAUCGUGUUUAGAAUGGCAUAUGUAUGAUGCCUACUAUGUACCUAUCCAGACCUAUCCCAGUACAUGGAGAUGCAAGCCACAAGCCACGGGUAGUCUGAGGAACAUCAAUAGUCGCAUCAUUAGGAGGAUUGAUGGUUGCUACCAGAUCUACUGCCCGAUUUGACGCCGUUCAUGUGCACUAACUAGGAGAAUAGGGGUCGCUCUAUAGGGUCGACUUAGGUACCUUGGUAGGCUACCCCUGAGAGGUUUUAAUAAGAGACUUCCAGUUCUACAAGCUCAUGAUAAGAUUACUCGCCUUAGAUAAUGGCGUUAAAGAUUCAAGGAACUACAUAACCUAUAAUCUUAUGACGUCCUUGUCGUACGUUGUCGGUGCACCUUUUUCUAUCGAACUAACUAAAAUAGCUAAAUAGUUCGAAUUCGGGGUCCGUAACUCGGAGGUGCGAUGCAUCCAACGCCGACUCGACUCCUCUGUGAAUUUAACCGUUACUAUCUAUACCAUCUUCAUCAUCGUCGUCUUCCCCUAGUCACGCUUUCGUUAUCUCAGAAAAACAGAAGACAUCAGCUUGUCAUCAACCUCAAAUCAUACUCAACCAUGAGUUCAGACAUUUCGAUUGUGGGAUUCAAAGGGCCUUCGACGCUGAAACCGAUCAAUCUCUUAAUCGGUCGGCCAAGUCCACGCUUACAAGCGGCGGACAAGCUAGCGGCAGCAUCUCAGAUAGUACUGUUGCAGCCCGCAAAGUCCGACUGGGCUUUAACGUACGGGCCUGAUCAUGGCGAAGAUGAAAUCCGCGAGCAUGUCGCCACCUGGCUCAGCCAGAAAUAUCAGCCCGCACCAGGUCCCAUUACCCGAGACCGCAUCAUCAUCACGAAUGGCGCUUCGGGAGCGCUCACGGCAAUUCUACAGAAGUUUACCGAUCCGUUAUACACGCGCCGCAUGUUUCUUGUAGAGCCUGCCUAUUUCCUUGCCAUCAACUCUUUUUUGGACGCAGGUUUCGGUCAGAAAAUGCAAGGCGUCCCUGAGGACGAUGAGGGUAUCGAUCUUGAAUUUCUGCGACGCAGGCUGGAGGAAGAAGAGAGCAAAUACGCCAAUGGCAUUCAAACUUCCGGUGCGCCAACCACGAAACCCGAAAGCCUCGGGUAUAAGAAGCUUUACAAGUACGCCCUGUAUGUGGUCCCAACUCUGUCUAAUCCCAGCGGCAAGACAAUGUCGCUGCAUCAUCGUAAAGCUCUGGUAGAGCUAGCACGUAAGUACGAUAUCCUUUUAAUCGCGGACGAUGUCUACGAUUUUCUUGCUUGGCCGGCCGACGAUAGUGUCCCGCAUAAGAACAUGGAAGUCCCUCCAAGGUUGGUGGACAUCGACCGACAGAUGGGUUUCACGAGUGAAUGGGGAAAUACAGUAAGUAAUGGGUCUUUCUCAAAAAUGGCUGCGCCUGGCCUUCGGGUGGGUUGGUGCGAGGCGACUCCGAGUUUUGUCUAUGGCUUAUCUCAAGCCGGAGCGACUCAUUCUGGUGGCUGUCAAAGUCAAUAUACUUGUUACUUAAUCGAUCACAUGCUCGUUUCCGGCGUUCUAGAAGACCAUGUGCAAAAUACCUUGAUCCCAAUAUACCGAAAACGAUAUAAUAUUCUAGUAGAUGCUAUCAAGACUCAUCUCUACCCGCUUGGAAUGAAGAUAUCAACCGGGCUACCUUACGAGACUUAUGCGAAAAACGACAACGGGAACCGCGUUCCGGCUACACUUGCAGGAGGAUUCUUCAUGUAUUUGGACUAUCCGGACAAGGAAAACUUCCCAGCAGCUGCCGAUAUUGUCCGAAUCGGUGGCGAUGAAUAUGGCUUAAACAUUGCGCCAGGUGAAAUCUUCGUCGUGCAAGGAGACCCCGAAAGCAUGAAGAGGGCAAACGCGUCUUGGAACAGAGGGACUAGACUAUGUUGGGCAUGGAACGAAGAGGACGAAAUAGUCGAAUCCAUCCAGAGGCUAGCAAAGGUGGUUCAACAAUUAACGAGAUGAUGACGAUACAGCCUUAGAAUGAGGGAGGAUAGGAGCCCAGAUAGAUGGGUACCAGUAACAGACUUCUUUUAAAUAUAUUCGAUACCUAACAUACGGCUAACUAGGUACUUCUCUGUUAUAAGUCAACCCUUUAUACCGAAGAUAUCUUAAGCCAUUUGUUCUCCAUAGUGGGGAGGAUGCAAAUGUUGGAAAUAACACAAACCUGAUAUAUCG